AUGACAGAUUCGGAGCGAUCUCGGCGUACGGAAAACUGGAUUCCCACAUCCACCCGAGGCGGCGUCUACUACUGCCCCAGAUAUCUUCUCGAUCCUCCCGCUACACAACAAAAUCGCCUACCGACGCCGCCCAUUCGCGCUCGCCAAGUAAGACCGCGAUCAAUACACAUCACCUCGUGGCCCUCGGGCUUUGUACCCCACGAAUUACGGCCACAACUAGAGCGCCCCGUCAAGAGGAGGAAACCGUCAAAAGCUGUAUCCCCAACUACAACGGCGUUGGGAAAGACUUCAUUGAAGUUCAGCAUCAAGCAGUUCUUCUCCCUCUCUCAAAAACAAGUGCCGAGUCGUUCUACGUCACGCGCAUCCACACUCUCCAGGCCUACGCUCUCGAGGCCACCCAGCAGAGCUGCGAGCAUCCUCAAUCGACUCUCUACCUACCGUGAAGUAGAUUUGGUGGUUCCGGACGAAGACACAAUGGCGCUACGAUCUGCUGCCAUGGCGGAGGCCCUACGGCCGCCUUUGAUGAGCUCUGCAUACAACGCACCCGGGCAGCGAAAUAGCUUGAUGUCAGUACGGAGCGCAAAAAGCAACGUAACAUCAAUGGUUACCGAGAUCCCCAAGCCUGUCGCCCACGGUAGCGGCGUUAGCUGCUCGAUCUUGAUGGCGGAACCGAACAUUUUCCUCACUGGAUUCGACCAUGAUGGCCACAGACAACACUCACAAGGUGGCACAGCUCUCCUGCGCGGAAAGCUCCAAUUGAAGGUCACGAAGAACAUCAAGAUCAAGGGUGUGAGCUUGAAGUUGGUGGGCAAGGCACGCACCGAAUGGCCCGAAGGAAUUCCUCCCUUGAAAGUCGAUCUGUACGAGGAAGAGUCACUGCGCACGCAGGUUUUGACCUUUUUCAACGCCGUGAACGACGGGUGGGAGACCGAGUACGGCAACCAGUGUGUCUACACAUUGAAGAACAGCUCCACGAACUCCUCUUCAACCAACCUCGCCUCCAGCUCACCCCGCAAUUCGAUGUCGCCUUCGCUACUCUCAAUACCGCCCAACCGACAGGGUCUCACGGCCAAGGAGUUGAAGCGUCUGUCUCUGCAGUCAAAUCAGUCAAGAAGCUUCGGCAAGGGCGACAACCCGAGUGGCAACCAGGCAAAGGGUUACAAGGUGUUUUACCCAGGCACGUACGAGUACACCUUUGAGCUGCCCAUCGACCACCAUCAGUUGGAGACAACUAAGCUCCAGUAUGGCUCGGUGAAGUGGGAGCUGCAGGCAACCGUCGAGCGAGCUGGAGCAUUCAAGCCGAACUUGCACGGAUCCAAGGAAGUCGCCAUCGUUCGCGUACCAGAUCAACUCUCACUCGAAAUGACGGAACCCAUCUCGAUUAGCAGACAAUGGGAGGAUCAACUCCACUACGACAUUAUCAUUUCGGGCAAAUCUUUCCCCUUGGGCACCAAGAUCCCGAUUGCCUUCAAGCUCACGCCGCUUGCCAAGGUUCAGGUUCACAAGCUCAAGGUUUUCGUCACCGAGUCGAUCGAGUACUGGACCAACGACCGCAGGGUUACUCGCAAAGACCCGGGCAGGAAGAUCCUCCUGCUCGAGAAGACUGCCGGCAAGCCAUUGGAGCCUGCCUAUGCGUCGUCGGAUGUUCGCGUGCUCAAUGGUGGUGAGCUCACGCCCCGCCAACGCCGGGAGGCCCGGGAAUCUGCAGCUAUGCGGCGCGCAGCCGAUGCCUCCCGACACGGCGUGAUGCCUGAGCCUCUUCCCGAACCGGUGGACAACAUUUUGGGUGAUUUGGAUCUUGGGCUGGAGAGCUACUGGGGGUCUACCGAGAUCGAAAUGAACGUUCAAUUGCCGACUUGUGAGACCAUGGCCAAGAGCAAGGAGAUGCGUUUGCAUCCUGAUUGCAGUUGGAAGAAUGUCAACGUGUACCACUGGAUCAAGAUCGUCAUGCGGAUUUCCCGCCUCGACCCUGAGGAUCCCACCGGUACCAAACGCCGUCACUUUGAGAUCAGCAUCGACUCACCGUUUACGGUACUCAACUGCCGCGCCACUCAGGCCAACACCUCCCUCCCCGAAUACUCAGGCCCCGACGUGGGCUUGAACCAAAGCCGUCACACUUCCUGCGGCUGCCCCGAUGCUGUCACCAUCUCUGGCCCCUCUGAGGGCUCACCUAACAACCUAUCGACCGGCGCUCUCACCGUCAUGGAGGCGCCUGGCAACCUUCCUGCGCCCCCGCAAGCCGCUCAUCUUCCCUCCUCACCGCAACCUACAACCGGCGGCACCGGCACCGGCCGGUCGUCACCGCCGAACUCCCAGACAUCGGUCGACCCGCUCGCCGACACGCACCCCCGACCCAUUCACCUACUUCGCGUGCCCUCUUACAACCCGCCCGCGUUUGACGCUGAAAUCCCCCCACCGCCCGCCGAGAACGACCAAUUCCCGCUGCAGACACCCCCGCCUCAGUAUGAUGUCAUUGUCGGCACGCCGAGCGUCGACGGCAUGGCGGACUACUUUGCGCGGCUCGCAGACUACGGCUACGACGAACCCGAGGAAGACUCUGACUCGGAUGAAGGUCCUGCCCGUAUUACGGAGCGCGGAGGGCGUGUCAAUGUCGCGCAUCCCCGCACGCCCGGCGGCAGACGCGCUCCCAGCCGCAGCAUGGAGAUCCAACGCCCCCCCGUCGAGCUGAGAAUGGACGCUCUGCCUACCCUUCGACGGGAUGGAGUCCACCCGCAAAUCAACUGA
Molecule: messenger RNA, 2745 nt
Organism: Colletotrichum phormii
Lineage: Eukaryota; Fungi; Ascomycota; Sordariomycetes; Glomerellales; Glomerellaceae
Product: arrestin domain-containing protein
Exons: 2
Coding region: 1-2745 (914 amino acids)
Biological process (GO): ubiquitin-dependent endocytosis
Cellular component (GO): cytoplasm; cytosol
Molecular function (GO): protein-macromolecule adaptor activity; ubiquitin protein ligase binding
Source: RefSeq, a predicted model, not a curated record